Messenger RNA from Capsicum annuum, 1934 nucleotides. RefSeq names its product ferruginol synthase. The record is from RefSeq and is a predicted model, not a curated record. Gene Ontology annotation, molecular function: iron ion binding; monooxygenase activity; oxidoreductase activity, acting on paired donors, with incorporation or reduction of molecular oxygen. The coding region runs from base 382 to 1638 and encodes 418 amino acids. The transcript is spliced from 3 exons. Lineage: Eukaryota; Viridiplantae; Streptophyta; Magnoliopsida; Solanales; Solanaceae.
AAACACUUAAAUCAUAUACUUAAACGAAGUAGACACAUGUUCUAAUGGCAAAUCUCACGUCACUGGACAUAUAGGGCGUGUGCAUUUCUGGCGAUUUUCUGUAAGUGUCAAAAACUAUAACUUAUCCAUCUAAAAAACUUGUUGCGGCGGCAGCAAGCACGUGCUAUAUGAUCUGCGCCUGAUUUCCAAAUCUAUCAUCACAAAGACCCUUAAUUUGGCCCGACUGACUAGAAAAAUGUCUUCAUCAAAUCAAACUUUAACCAAAACUAGAUAUGCAUAUAACGUCACAUACUGAGGGAAGAGAUUUUCGAGAUUAAAGAUGUAAAACCAAGUACUUCAUUUUAUGAUCUUAGAACAGCUCGAACAAUAUUCCUAGCAAACAUGAUUUCACCACUGCUAAACGAGCUCGAUCUUGUAGCUCUAGCAAUAUUAUUCCUAUCUCUAACAAUACUAUGGCACAAAUUGACAUCAAAUGUAUCUCAGAACGAAAAACACCGGUUGCCACCAGGGCCUCGUGGCCUACCAAUUGUGGGAUUUUUACCGUUCCUCCGCCCCAGUUUGCACUACCAGCUUACUGAAUUGUCACAAAAGUAUGGUCCAAUAUACAAGUUGUGGCUAGGGAGCAGACUCUUUAUUGUGUUGAAUUCGCCAUCUUUAGCCAAAGAAGUUUUUUGUGAUCAAGACACUGUUUUUGCAAACCGUGACCCUUCGAUUGCAGCAUUUGUGGCCUCAUAUGGUGGACUAGACAUUGUAUUUUCUCCCUAUGGCUCCUACUGGCGCGACAUGCGCAAACUGUUUGUGAGAGAGAUGCUGAGCAAUAGGAACCUUGAGGCUUCUUAUAGUCACAGGAAACACGAGAUCAGAAAGGCGAUCAGAAGUGUGCAUACCAAGAUUGGCAGCCAGAUUGACAUUAGUGAAUUGGCAUUUGUGACUGAAAUAAAUGUAAUCAUGAGUAUCAUCUUUGGCAGCAAUUUUGGGGAUGAAAUGGAGAAACAUGGAAAAAUUGGAAGAGACUUCAGGGAAUUGGUGGUAAAAAUCCCUGAAAUGUCAGAAGAGCCAAACAUAUCCGAUUUCUUCCCUAUACUCGCGAGGUUUGAUUUACAAGGAAUAAAGAACAGUACAGAGGCUCUUAUUAAGUCAUUUGACUGUAUAUUGGACCCUGUACUAAAUGAACGUAUGAAGAUGAUUUCACAGGGUCAAAUACGGAGGAGUAGAAAUAAGGAUUUCAUUCAGAUUUUAUUAGAGCUAAUGGAGCAGAAAGAGACUCAGAUAUCAGUGGACUUGGUGAAAAUAAAGGCCAUAUUGAUCGACCUUGUAAUUGGUGGGACUGACACGACAACCACAAUGGUGGAGUGGGUAAUGGCAGAACUUCUGAACAACUCAGAUAAAAUGGCAAAGGUUCAACAAGAAUUGAAACAUGUCAUUGGCUUGAACCACAUUGUUGAAGAAUCCCAUUUACCAAAACUACACUAUCUUGAUGCAGUCAUAAAGGAGACAUUACGUUUACACCCUGCAUUUCCCAUGCUUCAGCGAAUUUGUCCAAGUCAAUCUACAAUUGUUGGUGGAUACACAGUACCUCAGGAUACUAAAGUAAUCCUGAAUGUUUAUGCAAUUCAUAGAGAUCCUCAAGUGUGGUAAAAUCCAUUGGAAUUUCAGCCUGAAAGGUUCUUGAUGAGCCAGUCUACAAAUAAUUUGAACUACAGUGGCAAUAAUUACAAGUACCUUCCAUUUGGAUCAGGCAGGAGAAGCUGUGCUGGAGUUGCUUUAGCAGACAAAAUGCUUAUGUUUAUGGAGGCUUCAUUUUUGCAUUCUUUUGAUUGGAAACUCCCUGAGGGGGAAAAAGUUGAUCUUUCAGAUGGACAUGGGUUUGUCAUUAAGAAAAAGACCCCGCUUUUCGCCAUCCCUACUCCCAGAUUACCAAAUUUAGAACUGUA